AUGUCUGACCUCGCGAACCGCAAGGUGUUCAAGGUGUUCAACCAGGAGUUUAUUGUCGACGAGCGAUACAAUGUGACCAAGGAGUUGGGCCAGGGCGCCUACGGCAUCGUCUGCGCGGCUACCAACAACCAGACGGGCGAGGGCGUGGCCAUCAAGAAGGUCACCAACGUCUUCAGCAAGAAGAUCCUGGCCAAGCGCGCACUGCGCGAGAUCAAGCUGCUGCAACACUUUCGAGGCAAGACACCGCAAUGUAGGACAGCCCCGCCGCGAUAUCCCAUUACAUGUCUCUAUGACAUGGACAUUCCCCGCCCGGACAACUUCAACGAAUGCUACCUCUAUGAAGAGCUCAUGGAAUGCGAUCUGGCGGCUAUCAUCCGCUCUGGUCAGCCGCUCACAGAUGCCCACUUCCAGUCGUUCAUUUACCAGAUCCUCUGCGGUUUGAAGUACAUUCACUCGGCCAACGUCCUCCACCGCGAUCUCAAGCCCGGUAACCUUCUCGUCAACGCUGACUGCGAGCUCAAGAUCUGCGAUUUUGGACUGGCCAGAGGCUUUUCGAUGGAUCCUGAAGAGAAUGCAGGAUACAUGACGGAGUACGUCGCUACCCGCUGGUACAGAGCUCCGGAGAUUAUGUUGAGCUUCCAGAGUUACACCAAAGCCAUCGACGUGUGGUCUGUAGGAUGCAUUCUCGCCGAACUGCUCGGCGGUAAGCCCUUCUUCAAGGGUCGCGACUACGUUGAUCAGCUGAACCAAAUCCUGCACUACCUGGGUACACCAAGCGAGGAAACCCUCGCGCGCAUCGGCUCGCCCCGCGCCCAGGACUAUGUCCGUAACCUGCCCUACAUGCAGAAGAUCUCGUUCCAAUCCCUCUUCCGGAACGCCAAUCCUGACGCGCUGGACCUCCUAGACCGCAUGCUCGCCUUUGAUCCCUCGCAACGUAUCUCCGUCGAAGAAGCGCUCGAGCACAGGUACCUGCAGAUAUGGCACGAUGCGUCUGACGAGCCGUCGUGCCCCACCACGUUCGACUUCCAGUUUGAAGUUGUCGAAGAAAUCCCCGACAUGAAGAAGAUGAUCCUCGCGGAAGUCCACCGUUUUAGGCAAAUGGUCAGAGUACAGCCUGGCGCUGGCGCCGGUGGUCAGGGACAGCAACAGAAUCAGCAGGUCCCGAUACCAAACAACCAAGACCGCGGGGGCUACGAGGAUCCUAGGCCGCAGGAGGCGUUUAAUCAGGGUGGGUGGCAGGGAAGUGACUUGGAGAGGGACCUGCAAGGCAAUGGCACUGCGGCCGCUGAGAAGCCCCGCAAGAAGGCGAAGAAGGAGCACACACCAGAGCCUGAGGUCGAAGCGGCCGAGGAUGAUGUUGAGAGUGCAGAUGAGGAGGUCGAGGAGCAGGUAGACGACGAGGAAGAGGUCGAGGAAGUCGAGGAAGACGAGGAGCAGCUCAACACAGAGCUCAAGCAAAUUGUUGCAAAGGCCACGGGCGCAAACUCGGAGGAACUGCCUUCGGGCACCUCGAUACCUACCGUCGAAGACCCGCAGCUGUUCUCAGAGCUGAAUCUCUCCGACCGCACAAUGGAGGCUAUCAAAGCUAUGGGCUUCGAGAGCAUGACGGAGAUUCAGCGCAAGACGAUCCCGCCGCUUUUGAGUGGAAAGGACGUUCUCGGAGCAGCCAAGACUGGUAGCGGAAAGACGCUCGCCUUCCUAAUUCCCGCGAUUGAGAUGCUGUCGUCGAUGCGAUUCAAGCCACGCAACGGCACGGGAGUUAUUGUCGUGUCGCCCACCCGAGAACUCGCGCUUCAGAUCUUUGGAGUCGCCCGCGAGCUGAUGGAGAAGCACUCGCAGACAUUCGGUAUCGUGAUUGGUGGCGCAAACAGAAGGGCAGAGGCAGAGAAGCUUGUCAAGGGCGUGAACCUGCUCAUCGCGACUCCAGGUCGUCUUUUGGACCACCUGCACAACACCCCAGGCUUUGUGUUCAAGAACCUGAAGAGUUUGAUCAUCGACGAAGCGGAUCGUAUUUUGGAAGUCGGUUUCGAGGAUGAGAUGAAGAGCAUCAUCAAGAUUCUCCCCAACGACAGACAGACGAUGCUGUUCUCUGCGACACAAACCACCAAGGUCGAGGAUCUGGCGCGCAUCUCGCUCAAGCCUGGACCGAUGUACAUCAACGUCGAUUACCGCAAAGAGCACUCCACAGUCGAGGGGCUGGAGCAGGGCUACGUCAUCUGCGACUCGGACACGCGAUUCAGGCUCCUAUUCAGCUUCCUCAAGAAACACCAGAAGAAGAAGGUCAUUGUCUUCUUCUCCAGCUGCAACUCGGUCAAGUUCUACGCAGAGCUGCUCAACUACAUCGACCUGCCUGUGCUGGAACUACACGGCAAGCUCAAACAGCAAGCCCGCACAAACCGCUUCUUCGAGUUCUGCAACGCCAAGUCUGGUACGCUGAUCUGUACCGAUGUCGCGGCGCGAGGUCUCGAUAUCCCAGAGGUGGAUUGGGUUAUCCAGUUUGAUCCGCCUGACGACCCGCGCGACUACAUCCACCGCGUGGGACGAACAGCCAGAGGUUCAGACGGCAAGGGCAGGAGUCUGAUGUUCCUGCUCCCCUCUGAAAUCGGCUUUCUGAAGCUGCUGAAAGAAGCGCGCGUCCCUCUCGUCGAAUUCGAACUGCCCGCAAACAAGAUUCUGAACAUCCAAUCCCAGCUCGAAGCCCUCAUCUCCAAGAACUACUACCUCAACAAAUCCGCAAAGGACGGAUACAGAUCGUACCUCCAGGCGUACGCGUCGCACAGCCUGCGCUCCGUGUUCGACGUGCAUAAGUUGGAUCUGGUCAAGGUCGCGAAGAGCUUCGGCUUCUCCACGCCGCCUAGGAUCGAUAUUAGUCUCGGAGCCAGUCUGGGGCGCGAUAAGAAGGAGGAGGGGCGCAGGCCGUAUGGGAGCCAGCCGCAGCAGGGGAGAAGGCCGCAGCAGGGGAGAAGGCCGAUGAAACCUAAGCGGUUCUGA
Dothidotthia symphoricarpi CBS 119687 is the source of this 2991-nucleotide messenger RNA. Its product is annotated as kinase-like protein. Gene Ontology annotation, molecular function: RNA helicase activity; protein kinase activity; nucleic acid binding. Gene Ontology annotation, biological process: maturation of LSU-rRNA from tricistronic rRNA transcript (SSU-rRNA, 5.8S rRNA, LSU-rRNA); protein phosphorylation. The record is from RefSeq and is a predicted model, not a curated record. Lineage: Eukaryota; Fungi; Ascomycota; Dothideomycetes; Pleosporales; Dothidotthiaceae. The coding region runs from base 1 to 2991 and encodes 996 amino acids. The transcript is spliced from 9 exons. Gene Ontology annotation, cellular component: nucleolus.